Carassius carassius (crucian carp) is the source of this 3567-nucleotide messenger RNA. It is a transcript of the gene dlgap2b, whose product is annotated as discs, large (Drosophila) homolog-associated protein 2b. The transcript has 6 exons. Gene Ontology annotation, biological process: signaling. The record is from RefSeq and is a predicted model, not a curated record. Bases 629 to 3130 code for a protein of 833 amino acids. Gene Ontology annotation, cellular component: glutamatergic synapse; postsynaptic specialization. Gene Ontology annotation, molecular function: molecular adaptor activity. NCBI's taxonomy places the organism in Eukaryota, Metazoa, Chordata, Actinopteri, Cypriniformes, Cyprinidae.
CCAUCAUCAUCACUGAUCAUACGAGAAAGAGGAUUCCUUUUUUAACAGGAUCGAUUUUUCCUCUCGAUUGGAUAUGAGGCAUGGUUUUGACAUUUACAGUGAGAGCAGAAUAGGAUGACAGAUGAGAUAAGAGGAAUACAGAUAAGUAUUCCAGAGUGAGCAGGGGCCAGUGGCAAUCAAGAAUCCUGAAUCCGGUAUCUGGCUCCAUGUUUUGCCGUGUGCCAGAGGAGUCCGUGGAAGAUGCCGAGAUCGCUGCAGAGGAGCUCUAAACGCACAGCUUAACACCAGCGCUGGGGAGAUCGGCUCUCCUCUCCUCUCCACUCCUCUGCUCUUGGGGAGGCGACGGGAAAGAGAGACAGCAGAGAGAGAGAGAGGGGGGAACAACGGAAAAACGGCAAAAGACAGAGAGUAGCUGUUUUUUUUAUUUUAUUUUUUUUAACCAGGCUUCUUGGACUAUCAGCCCUGUGUGAAUUUUCCUGACUCUCUCUCUCAUAACUGUUUUCUGGUUUUCUGGGAUGGUUUGAAGAAGCCUUGUAUGUGAUGCUUCCUGCACAGAGACCAGCAGUAUUCCCCCUGGUCACCAUCCCGAGAUUUCAAUGAGGAUAGUAGCCUCGCUCCACCCAGGAACAUGAAGGGCUUAUCAGGUGGUCGCGCACCGCACCAGAUUCCCACACUGCCCCCGUGUGGACUGGCGGAGUGCGAGCAUCUCCAUGACCUGCAUGGCAUGCACGUGUCUGAUCUGCGCCACUCCUACCUGCUCAGCCCCACGGAGACCUGCGCCAUGGACUACCAUCACCGUCUUUCCCCCCGCAGCUCCAUUCACUCCGACUGCAUGAUCAUGUCACCCGUGGCGCUAACUUCCACUGCCCCCGCCGACCACAUCUCCAGCAGCACCUUUCCCAGAAUGCACUACAGUUCGCAGUACUACGACACAGCUGCCCGGGAAGACUGUGCAGCCAUCACCACCUCAGCCACAUCUGCCGCCAUCGCUGCUGCAACAUCUGCCUCUCACCACGUCAGCAGCAACAGCAACCGCAUCCCCCCAAACCUGCUGGACCAGUUUGAAAAACAGCUUCCACUUCAUCGUGAUGGCUUCCACACACUCCAGUACCAACGCACAUCUCCCGCCACUGGUGGGGAGCAGCGCAGUGAGAGCCCCGGUCGCAUCCGACACCUGGUGCACUCCGUCCAAAAGCUCUUCACCAAGUCCCACUCACUGGAGGGAUCGUCCAAGAUGAAUGGCACCAAAGGUGACAGUGGAGGUGGGGGAAGCCAUCACCAUCACCACGGCAAUCAUCACUCAUCCAAGCAUGGCAGCAAGCGCAGUAAAAGCAAAGAGCGAAGGCAUCGGUCAGGGACAGGGGGCUGGUGGAGCUCGGAUGACAACCUAGACAGCGAUAGCACCUACCGCACGGCCAGCGCCUUGAGCCGCCACCAUUAUGAGCAUGUUGGCCACAGUUUCCCAGAAUCCAUGCACACUCACUUUGGAGACCACUCUCUCAAAACAUCCAAAAGCAACAAUGACGUCAAGUGUUCGGCCUGCGAGGGCUUGUCCAUGGCACCUGAGGGGAAGUAUAUGAAGAGGAGUUCCUGGUCAACGCUCACCGUAAGCCAGGCCAAAGAGGCCUACCGAAAGUCCUCCUUAAACCUAGAGAAGCCCAUGAUGCAUCGGGACCUUAAACCAUCAUUCCGGGCCUCACACUACCUACAGGUACCUCAGGAUGAGUGGGGGGGUUAUCCAGGGAUUGAGAAGGACGAGGAGAUCCCGUGUCGCCGGAUGCGUAGCAGUAGUUACGUCAAAGCCAUGGGAGACGAUGAUAGUGGUGAGUCUGAUACCAGCCCCAAGACGUCGCCUCAGAAGACUGUGCGGUCCGAUGCCCUUGUCCUUAAAUCAGCCAUGCAGAGGCCACAUAUAGACACCCAAAGCUCUGGCUACCACUUGCAAACAACGAGAGAUAUGCGCCCUCACCCCAGCGUGUCUCUGGACCCAGCAACCAACUUCAACCCUCCACAGUUUCGCUCCAGAAAUCAGAGCUACAUGCGUGCAGUCAGUACCUUCAGUCAGGCAAGCUGUGUCAGCCAGGUGAGUGAGACUGAGGUCAAUGGCCAGUUUGAGUCAGUUUGCGAGUCCGUUUUUAGCGAAGUAGAAUCCCAGGCCGUGGAGGCCUUGGACCUGCCUGGCUCUUUCCGCACUCGAAGCCACAGUUACCUGCGUGCAAUUCAGGCUGGGUAUUCCCAAGAUGAUGACUGCUUGCCUUCAAUGACAUCUUCUACUGUCACUUCAACUCUCAGAUCCACAACAGAAGGGUAUGAUGCAAUGGAGGGCACCUCGUUGCUAAAUGAGGAUAUAAUUGAGGACGAUGAUGGCGCCAGCUCCUCAGCUUAUCAGGAAAUCGAGCGGUUUGAAAGAGAAAACGCUGCACGUAGCCAACACAGCACCAGUUCCACGGUCACAGCUAUCUCCAUUCCUCCUACCUCCUCUCAUGCCUACCGAGUCCCAUGUCCGCCCCCGUCCCAGCCCCCACCAGAUCCUCCCAUCCCGCAGGCUAUUCAGGCUUUCAAGGAGUCCGCAAACAUGGUGGCUGCCUUCAACAUGCAGUGGAAGGAGGAGAUAUCGGCGAUGCGCUACGAGCUAGCGGAGCUGCGCAGGGAUGUCUGCGGAGAGCUCAAGACUUUCAACAGCAACUUCUUUAAUUUCACCCAGUGCUAUAACAUGUGGACCAUGUGCCGGGAAGCUGCCACUGGCACCAGUUCCAGCACCAGCACCAGCGAGAGGGUGUCUGUUGGCGUCCAGACCGGCGCUAAUGGUCUGGUGAGACAAAACACUGCAGACGCCUCAGUAAUGUGUCAGCCAGAACCGGCUGCCUUCAACAUUUUCGACCUGAUGGAGCCUCCACGCAUCGAGAUCACUGAGGGAACUCCUGAAGGAACCACAGCCGCCAACAGCCCAACCAGUCCAGAUAGGCCCACCACCGGCCCACCACUGUCAAAGCGGUUGGGACGGUCCAAACUGGACACUGGCAAGAAGAAGAACUGCAGUCGAGCAGAUGGUCAAAGAAGUGCCAGCCUUGAACUCUGGUGCAGAAAGUACACUAGUGGACCAAUGUCCUACUUAUCUCUAUCCUUCUGAUCAUUCUUAUCACUGGAACAGACAUUAACUUUGUUUCUGAAUCAACACUGUACACCUGCAUCCAGAGAAGAGCUUGUCCCUUUUCUCUUUUCAAAAAGAUGAUAGCUUCUCCAAAAGGAGAAGGUGUCGUUUUGGCAUAAUGGGGAUAGUGUAGCUUUUCUAGAUGGAACCAUUUGCUGUGCUGGAUCAUAAAUCUGUUUACAUCACCACAGAAAUGAUUCAUGAAUGUCAUUUGCAUUGUAAGGAAUGUCGCAAUUGUCUGACUGUCACCAUCAGUGUUUUGUCCAAGGCUAAAGCAGUUUUUGUGACAGAGGUGAAUUACCUCACUGCUCAAUCUGACCAAAAGAACUUAUGAAUAUAGAUGAAAGAUGCAAAAAAAAUUAACUUAUACUUUUAAUGUUUAUCAGAUAAAUCAAAAACAUUUAAAUUCGGCAAAU